Molecule: messenger RNA, 840 nt
Organism: Eimeria necatrix
Lineage: Eukaryota; Apicomplexa; Conoidasida; Eucoccidiorida; Eimeriidae
Exons: 1
Coding region: 1-840 (279 amino acids)
Source: RefSeq, a predicted model, not a curated record
AUGGAUAGUUUCAAGCCAGUCUCCUCGCAUGAGGAGCUUCAACCCACUCAACAAGGUGGCACCAAUCAAUCAUCGAACGCCUCGGAAACAGCUCCGGCUACCGAAGAAACAUCAGACAAUCCAAAGCAAGAGCUUGACGGCGAAGCCCAGAAAGGUGGGGAAAGAAAUGCGGCAGAUGCUCAGUCCAAGGAAACACCAGCCGGAGCGCUUAUUCUCCUUGAACAGCUCCGAGCUAAGCGACAGGCACGGGACAGUGGGACAUGGGAUGUCGAAGAUGCCGACCUAGAGGAUGCGCAGAUGAACGAGGUAGCAGUUCACGUUAUCUCGUGCUCUUCUGAUGCCUCCGACGAUUCCUCAUCGACUGAAAUUGGAAGAAUAUGUCCUGUGAAGCGAUCGCCAAGCUCUAUUGAGUUCGAGAACAUGACUUCCGUGCCAUAUCAUGCUCAAUAUCAGCGCAUUGUGGAGGAGGAAGAGGCCGCUGAAAUGGAGAGGCUCUUGCAACAGUUAGAUGAGGAACAGCAGGCUGUGCAAGAUAUGGCAGUAGCCCAGCGUUACCAGUUGAUGCAGGAGCAGAUUGCUCUAAUUCAGAUGCAACUUGGCAACGAAAAUGCUGAGGUUCCAGAUCUCAAGUGGCUUAUGGCCAACGAUCCCGAUAACAGUCAUGAACUUGACGAGGUUAUUGCGGCGUUCGCCGCGAGGGACGACGACCUCCCUGAAGAAACACCCGAAGCACCUGACAUUCCACUUACGUGCAGAAACUUCUUCUGCCGAUGCCCAUGGAGAGAUGAUAUGAGAAAAGACGAAAAAAUGUCAGUAGUAACACGCAACACAUACGGGUGA